Oncorhynchus kisutch (coho salmon) is the source of this 1904-nucleotide messenger RNA. RefSeq names its product protein misato homolog 1-like. Gene Ontology annotation, cellular component: mitochondrion; cytoplasm. The record is from RefSeq and is a predicted model, not a curated record. The coding region runs from base 199 to 1218 and encodes 339 amino acids. Lineage: Eukaryota; Metazoa; Chordata; Actinopteri; Salmoniformes; Salmonidae. The transcript is spliced from 8 exons. Gene Ontology annotation, biological process: mitochondrion organization.
UUUGGCAUUGUGUUCUACAGGGAGGCCCACCGCUUGGAAACGUUUGGCCAGGGGGAGGCUCUGCUUCAGGGCUCAGUGCUGGAGGAUCUGGAGGACAGACUACACUUCUUCAUAGAGGAAUGUGACUACCUACAGGGGUUCCAGGUGCUCUGUGACCUGGCUGAUGGCUUCUCUGGCCUGGGUUCAAAGGUCACCGAGAUGCUGCAGGACUCCUAUGGGGGACGGGGCAUCCUUACCUGGGGGCUCGCACCUGUUAGUCACCCAGACACAACCCCGAUGAAGGAGCUCUACCACCUGUUGAACUACUCCUUAGGCAUGGUCCACAUGGCCAAUAACAGCUCGUUCUUCUGCCCUUUGACCCUGAAGGGCGGGCUGGGCAGACGGCCCGCCCAACCCCCCUCCUCCCCCCACCUCAACUACGACCCCUCACUGUGGUACCACUCCAGCUCUGUGCUGGCUCUGGCCCUGGACUCCCUUACUGUCCCUUACAGGCUGAGGCACAACAGCACCCCCAUGUGGGAGUUUGCAGACGCACUGGCAGUGUCCGGGAGAAAGGUGGUGGCUGCGUACGGAGCCCUCCCCUUUCCGAUGAUGCAGGGGUGCUCUCUCCCCGACGCCCUAGGUGACUGCGCGGAUGUGUUGCCGUGGAAACCCCUAUCGGCUUGCCCCAAGCUGGGCGAUGGCCACUGCUUCGGCCAAUCAGUGACCCUCAAGGGUUUAGAGGGGCAGAGUCUGGUCAGCCAGCUGAGACCAGGGAUGCAGCCGCCCACCCAGCUGCAUAGCCUUGACUGUGGGGAAGAGGUGCUAGCCUCCUACAUCAAUGCUCACUACCCCGCUACGCCUUUUUCGGUCCAGCUUGUAUCCAGCCCCAGUAAGCUGACCCCGCCCUUCCCACAGAUAUUCAGCCAAUCCUUGGGUCCACAGGGCUUUCUGCAGAGUCAAGCCCCUCCCCCCAAAAAGCGGUCCUGUGCGGUCUCCUCCCUCCCCGUGCUCACCUCCCUGCAGUCUUCUCCGGCCCUGGGCCCGUGGCUGUCGGAGCUGCACCGCGGUGCCAGCACCCUGGACCCCCGCCGCAUCGCCCCCAGCUUCCUCUCCCAGGGGCCUGAGCUGACCGACUUCCAGGAGUCCCUGGAGCAACUCCACCUCCUGGCCCGCUGUUACCGCAAUGAUAGCGGAGGCAUGAUGUGCUCCUCCUCGGAAGAGGACGACGAUGAUUGAUUGACUGACAACUGCUGAACCGCAAGAGUCAUUUUCUCUUUUCUGUUUCCCGCAUUGUUAGCCCAGAAUGAUUUUUGCGCACUCCAUACCAUCUGAAUAGAUGGGUCUCAAUUGACAUUGACUAGUAUUGACAGACCCACCCAUCCACAUUGUAUAUUCUUGUCUGUGGAUCUGAUCGCAUUCAUGAAGACACAGUGAGACUUGAUAAGGAUUGUGAAUUCUGGUUGGAAAGAAUGCUGUUUAUUUGUCUUUUUUACCAUUUAUUUAACCAGGUGGGCCAGUUGAGAACAAGUUCUCAUUUACAACUGAGAUGGCGACCAGAGAACGGUUAUGGUAAAAGAUUGAGGUUUUAACUGACAAAAGAUAUUUGGACUGUGAAACGCAGUCAUUAAAUCAAGGAGAGACAAAAUAAGAGGAUAGAAGGAAAGGUCAAUGAAGGGAGAAUGUCGGUUGGUGAUAUGUUGGAACUGUUAGUGAAGUUAAUUUGCCACAUGCACAGGAUACAAAAGGUGUAAAACAGUACUGUCUAAUUCUAACCUUGCGAGCUAUUUGACAACAAUGCAGUGAUGAUAAUAAUAUUGAAUACUUUUUUUUUUAAAACACAAGAACUACGAUGUGAGUUAAAGAAACGAGAGAAUGCAAGUACUGUAUAUAUGUGUAUCUGCAAAUAAAUGUGCUUUAUACAA